Messenger RNA from Cucurbitaria berberidis CBS 394.84, 309 nucleotides. RefSeq lists its product as uncharacterized. The transcript has a single exon. The record is from RefSeq and is a predicted model, not a curated record. NCBI's taxonomy places the organism in Eukaryota, Fungi, Ascomycota, Dothideomycetes, Pleosporales, Cucurbitariaceae. Bases 1 to 309 code for a protein of 102 amino acids.
AUGAAGCAGCGCAACCUUGUAAAUCAGUACCUCAUAUUCCAGAUGCCGGACCAGGGGCCAUACUACGGCCAAGCAGGCUGGCUCGCGUACUGCACUGAAAAUUUGGAACCCUAUCGCACUGGGAUUAGGCGUAUUAUGGGCGUUUUGGAAAUCAUACUAGCCCAGGAUAAAGAUGGCUGGUUUGUGGGCGAUAAGUGCACUUUCGCGGAUCUUGAGUUCUUGUCGUACAAUCGGCAGUCUCGCGGUGUUCCUAGGCUGUGCGCAGGCGGGAUGUUUCGAGGGUUUGCCGCUUAUGAAGGCUUGGUAUAA